CAGGGCCUCCGAAAAUAGCAUUGUCAAUAACAUUUGUCUGCGUUGCUAGUUGCAGCUCAUUUGGCAGCGCUCACUUUUCAAUUUUCACUUCUCAAGCCUCCAAGACCUCAUCCAGCAUGGUUCGCGGUAUCCGCCCCCCUCGCCCUACCUACACGAACUCCCAAGUCUCGGGGUUUUACUUCCGCCCGUGUUGCGACGAGAACGACGAGGUGAUUCUCGAGUAUUUCCGUUGCCGUUGCGGCACGGUUCGGAAGCAAAUCCAUAGGAACGGGUACUCCAACCUGAUGCAACAUAUCAGGCGGGAGCACCCUGACUACGAGACCGUCAUGCUCGACGCUACGACGGCGGAGACAGGCUCCCUCGUGAACUUCGUCCGCCACUCGGCGCUCAACCUCCACGGCUGGAUGGUUUGGAUUGUCAUGUGCAACCUGCCACUCUCUUUUUGUGAGAGCCGAGAAGCGCGGCGGUACGUGUAUGCAUAAGGCCAUUGUGUUUACAUUACUACGGAAACUAACAACUUUACUUUAUGGAUGUUAUUCAGCUACUCCAGCCUGGACCCCAUCUCGGAGGAAACGCUGCGAGCUGGCAUGGACGGGGUCGUCGUCGCCGUCGAGCGUUCGAUUGCGUCGGAGCUCCCAGCACGCUUCGGCAUCAUGCUCGACGGCUGGACACACGCAUCUGAGCACUACAUCGCCGUGUUCGCGUGCUAUGAGCUGGCGCAGUGUCGCUUCUUCGUAGCUGACAACUGCGCCGUAAACCGGCGGCUGGCAACUCUUAUGAGUGUGCCGCUUGUUGGUUGCGCAAGCCACCGCCUGAACCUUGCUGUUCAGGCGAACAUGGCGUCGCAUGAGGAGGACCUGGCUGCUGUGCAGGCGCUCAUGGACACGCGCUGGGGCUCUACGUUCGAGAUGGUACGGCGCUACCUCCAGCUCCUCGAGUUUCUUGACGCCGAAGACGACGACCUCAUGGACCUGCUGCCGCCGCCGGCGAUGAACAAGCGACUGGGGGUAUUGUACCAGGAGCUGUGCGACAUCGAGUCGGUCUCGAAGGCCCUUCAAGACCACGACGUCGACCUGCUGGACGUUCGUGAGUGGUUCGACGAGCUGAUCGCUGUCAAGCCACAAUAUGGGCGCUACAUUGGUAAGUUUAUAACUGUUGAAUUUGUGUUUAAUAUUUUCACUAACAAUUGUAUAAUGGUUUUUAUUUUGCAGGGCCUCGGGCCAACAUUGUGCACAGCCCAGAUUUUGAGGCUGGGUGUGUACGCGUUCUCCGCGGGAAGGCGCAGCGGCUGACGCGUGCUGAAAAGGCCGCUUUGCAGCCCUUCGAAGCUGCCAGACCAGACGACGCGGCCGCGAGUGAGGAGGAGGAGGAUCCAGCCGCGUCGUUCGUGGAGCGUCUUCGGAAGCACCGGCGGCUUGCACAGGACUGUGUCAAGUAUGAGCAGCUGAAGAGCAUCCCACCCACGUCGAACGUGGUGGAACGCUUCUUCAGCAUUGCUCGGGUGACGUUUGGUCAUCAACGACACGGCCUGCUGCCACGCACGCUUGAGACGAUUCUGUUUCUCCGCCAGAAUCGGUCGUACUGGGAUGCAACGACUGUGGACAAUUUGAGCUAGAUGAUAAGCUAACUGGUGUCUUGUUAAUAGACUUCAUGCUUUUCAUAAUGUCAUUAUUUAUUGUAGUACGUUGGGGGCAAUGCCAUAAUGUACUGUUGUAUUGGUAGGAGCGUCAGGGGAUAAUUUAUUCAGCAACGCCCAACCUACUAAAUAAAAAUGCCAUAUUCGGAGGCCCUGCUC
Molecule: messenger RNA, 1795 nt
Organism: Phytophthora sojae
Lineage: Eukaryota; Oomycota; Peronosporomycetes; Peronosporales; Peronosporaceae
Exons: 3
Coding region: 531-1292 (253 amino acids)
Source: RefSeq, a predicted model, not a curated record